AACGCUGACUCUGGAGGCUGCUGGGAUUAGGGUAGGGGUGUCUGAGAGCUGCCCUUCUGUACCAGCAAAGAGCCUCCGGUGAGGAGAGGAAGGAGAGAGAUGAAACUGGCCCGGUUUGAGGGGGAAACGCGACAGUCUUGUUAGAGGGACAGUGUCUUGGUAAUGUCCAGGGCUCCGGGAAGAGAUGUCCUUGUGGCUGGAGGCUCCAGAGCCUGAUGUUUGUCCUGAUUCUGCGACAGAGUUGUGGAAGGCAGAAACCCAAGAUGCAAAAGACCAGGGGGGCAAGAGCUGCGUCCUCAGGGAGGAAGCUAGGAUGCCCCAAUCUGCUGAAAGUGCCUUCAGAAUGGGGUUGGAGGCAGCAGAGCCCACAGCCCUGCUCCCCAGGACAGAAGCUUUUCCAGAGCCUACAGAGCUUCGUCCGCAAAAGCGAAAAAAGGGGCCAGCCCCCAAAAUGCUGGGGAAUGAGCUGUGCAGCGUGUGUGGGGACAAGGCGUCUGGCUUCCACUACAAUGUGCUGAGCUGCGAGGGCUGCAAAGGAUUCUUCCGCCGCAGUGUCAUCAAGGGAGCCCACUAUGUUUGCCACAGCGGUGGCCACUGCCCCAUGGACACCUACAUGCGACGGAAAUGCCAGGAGUGUCGGCUUCGCAAAUGCCUCCAGGCUGGCAUGAGGGAGGAGUGUGUCUUGUCAGAAGAGCAGAUCCGCUUGAAGAAACUGAAGCGGCAAGAAGAGGAACAGGCUCAAACCACAUCAGUGUCCCCAAGGGUUUCCUCAGCUCCCCAAGUCCUCCCCCAGCUCAGCCCGGAGCAACUGGGCAUGAUUGAGAAGCUGGUUGCCGCGCAGCAGCAGUGUAACAGACGCUCCUUUUCUGACCGACUUCGAGUAACGCCUUGGCCCAUCGCACCUGACCCUCAGAGCCGGGAAGCCCGGCAACAGCGCUUUGCCCACUUUACCGAGCUGGCCAUCGUGUCUGUGCAGGAGAUUGUUGACUUUGCCAAACAGCUUCCUGGCUUCCUGCAGCUCAGCAGGGAGGACCAGAUCGCCUUACUGAAGACCUCUGCGAUUGAGGUGAUGCUUCUGGAGACAUCACGGAGGUACAACCCUGGGAGUGAGAGCAUCACCUUCCUCAAGGAUUUCAGUUAUAACCGGGAAGACUUUGCCAAAGCAGGGCUUCAGGUGGAGUUCAUCAAUCCCAUCUUCGAGUUCUCCAGAGCCAUGAAUGAGCUGCAGCUGAACGACGCGGAGUUUGCUCUGCUCAUCGCCAUCAGCAUCUUCUCUGCAGACCGGCCCAACGUGCAGGACCAGCUCCAAGUGGAGAGGCUGCAGCACACAUAUGUGGAGGCCCUGCAUGCCUAUGUCUCCAUCAACCACCCCCACGACCGACUGAUGUUCCCACGGAUGCUAAUGAAAUUGGUGAGCCUCCGCACUUUGAGCAGCGUCCAUUCAGAGCAAGUGUUUGCACUUCGCCUGCAGGACAAAAAACUUCCCCCACUGCUGUCUGAGAUCUGGGAUGUGCACGAAUGACUGUCCUUCCACCAUGUCCUCUGUGUUGUGGGCCACAUGACGGAGGCUUACUGACUGCUUCCUAGAGGUGGAGCAGACUGAGAUGGGCAAACAUUCCUGGGGGCCCGGAGAAGGAGAUCCUUGCAUGGCAUUAAAGGAGAGUCAGAGGGUUGGGUGUUUUGUGGCUGCUGGCCAGUUGGGGACCUACUAACUUUGUGCACCAUCUGAAGACCUUAUUGACCCAACCAAAUAAACUAGCCAGGUAGGCCACUUUGCACAGGCCUACCCAUCUUGCCUCUA
Microtus oregoni (creeping vole) is the source of this 1801-nucleotide messenger RNA. It is a transcript of the gene Nr1h3, whose product is annotated as nuclear receptor subfamily 1 group H member 3. NCBI's taxonomy places the organism in Eukaryota, Metazoa, Chordata, Mammalia, Rodentia, Cricetidae. The coding region runs from base 185 to 1522 and encodes 445 amino acids. Gene Ontology annotation, molecular function: nuclear receptor activity; zinc ion binding; RNA polymerase II cis-regulatory region sequence-specific DNA binding. Gene Ontology annotation, biological process: negative regulation of transcription by RNA polymerase II; cell differentiation; lipid metabolic process. The record is from RefSeq and is a predicted model, not a curated record. The transcript has 10 exons.